UAGCUUACGCAUGUCAACUUCGGCGGCCAGGAUGUUGAGCCUCACCGCUAAUACGACCAUGAAUUUUCUCGGAACAGCGCCGAACCGGCGCUCCAUCAAAGACCUAAGCAUCAAAACAAAUGCUUGCUCGGCUAAGGAUUGGAUGUUAUUUAGGAGACCCCUGUUCGCUACAGAAAAAGAAAUUCUUAAAAACAAAUAUAUUAAACAAAUAUUUUAUAAAACCUCCUCUAAAGGUAACUUGAUUUACUGCACAGAUUAAUCCAAUUUCUUCCCCAGAGGCAACCGCUCUCAACUCGUCGAAAUCCCUCGUUGCCAAUGCAGAAGUCGUUUCUCGGGACAUCCCAAAAGGCACAAGAAAUGUCCUCGUGAAGAAACCAAAUGUGGAUUGCAGCGCAGGAUUCAGCGGAGGUAAACCAACGUUUUGCUGCUGAGGAGGGAUCAGCAUGUUCAGAAUGGCCCAUAGUGAUUCCUCUUCGGAACCGGCCCAAAAAAGGUUUUUGAAACGAGACCAGAGCCAUCCGGCGAUGUCUUCUUGUGAUCUACUGAUGACCACCAAGGUCCCGAUCCCGGCGAAUCCACAACAAAUGAUCGAAAUUCACGACAAUUCAGUCGCCAACCGCGCAGUUUCGCGCUUCAAAUGACGAUCGCGUUGCCGUAGCCGAUGAUUUUCCCCAAUCCCGCCAAUUUGUUGCGAAUGGCCGGCUGCUGACUCGGAAUUCUUCUUUUCGAGGCGAAAUCAAUUUAUUUCUGUACUCCUCACUGGACCUCCUGCGGUCCCAAGGUUUUGAGAAAUGAAGAGCUUGAAACACUAUUUUUCCUCGCCGAAUGCGGCCAGCAAAGAGCAAGUCGAUUCGUCAAAGGAGCCUCUUCACGAUGUCAGUGAAAAUUCCAACUUGAAACCUGCUCCAGGAUCGAAAAUCAACACCACCAACAAAUCCAAAAAGACGGAUGAUUCGAGUGAGAAGAGGAAAAAGGAACGGAAAUCCAUAUCUGUACCGAAGGUUAAGAAGAGUAAAGAGUCUGAAGAUGACGUGAUUGAGUGCUCCGAAGAGAAGAAAGUGAAUGGUGCCAAAGACGAGGAGGUCCAAGUCAACGGACACAAGCCACUUGCUGACAAAAUAGACUCUCCGUCCACUCCUCAGGUGACACCAAAACCAAACGCUUUCCAAAUGAUUAUGAGCCAAAAGAAGUACGCAAACUCUGAUUCUGAGAGUGAAAGGAAAAAGAAAGAACCCCGAAAAAAAGACAAGAAAAGGUCAGAAGCAAAAGUAAAUCCGUCUUUAGAAAAGGAAGCAGUCGUUGACCUUCUCGAAGACGGAGAUGGCAAAAAAAAUGAUGAAUCUGUAGGGCCUCGGUCUCGUCGAAGAAGACAGGCAAAAGAAAAAACCAAGUCUUUUUUAGACUCCGAUGAAGAUGAUGUGUUUGAAUCAAAGGCAAAACCGUCCGGGAGAAGUAAAAAGUCUGAAAAAUCUGGUUCGAAGGAUGUGAUAGAAGAUGAAAUCAAAGUGGUAGAAGCAGAGGAUUCCGACGACGAUAUUUUCAAAUCCGACAAGAAGAAACCGUCGAGGAAAAGAACGCGAGGGAGUGAUGAAGAAGUAAAGCCUAAAGCUAACCUGCCUGCAGAGAAACCAAAGGAGAAAAAAUUGAAUAAAAAAAGUUCUCCUGAAGUUGAGCUGAAAAAGAUGGAAGAAAAUAAGAAGCCCAAUGCACUUGAGAAACUCAUGUCCACAAAAAAGCCAGAGGUUGACUCUGAGGAGGAGUUUUUUGUCUCAAAGAAAGGCAACAAACGUAAACGGGAGAGUGGUGACGAGACGCCUCUGUCCUCACCGCAGAAAACUGCACCCAAAGUUCAGAAAAAAUCCUCCAUUGCUGGCUACUUCACUCCCAUAUCUAGAGACGAAGCUUUGAAAAGGGCGGCAGAGGCCUUUGAAGCUCCCAAGGUGCAAACCGUCACAGCCGAUGUCCACCCGGAACCACCCAACGCCCGGACCAGGCGGUCUAUGGGUCCUGCUGGUCGGCAGGUCAGCUCCAAGAGUCCCAAAGAGGACGAAACCAUCGAGGUCCUGGACGUGACUGAGGAAGCAACAAUAAAGCAGGAUUCGUUUGAAACGCCCAAGAAGAAAAUGGGCACGAUGAAGAAAAAGAGGCUCUGGGAGUUGCGGGUGCGGCUCCUCAGUCCUGCCAAAACUGUCAGUGAGGCUUCCAACAGUGGGUGGAGCAGCACGAGCUCCGAGUCAGAUUCUGAGGUUGAAUUGAUAAGGCCUGCUAAAAAGCAAAUCAGCAAGUCACUUGGAUUGGGAGCAGGAGGUAAGCUGGCUCCAAUUUUCCUGUUGCGAAACCGCAAUGUUGCUGCUGCUGUCAGUCCUCUAGUGCCCAGUUCAAAAAAAGCAUUCCAAAAUUCACCCAUGCCACAAAUUAGAGCUGCCCCCACAGAACACACUAUUGGAUUUGCUGAUGAAGAUCCUGAAGCUCCAAUUCAAACCCUCUUCCCACCGAUAAGUCACAUUGGCCACUUUGAGGAAAAGAUAGAGCAGGAAGAGGAGACCAAAAGACUUUUGAGCCUCUCGUCCUGUGAGGAUAACAAGGAAAACUUUGAGCCGCCACCUUUCCACCUGGCACCAGUAGGAACAGCAAAGGCUUUUGUCAAUUUCAAGCCCUUCGAAGGCAAGAUUGACGGUGAUGGCGAGUCUUGGUGUGAAAAGUACAAACCAAAGUUGGCUGACGCAGUGGUUGGAAAUGAGCAGAGUGUCAACAGGCUUCGUUCGUGGCUGGAAAGGUGGACGGACAACAGCAGGUCUUCUGGUCUCAGAGUGGCUAGUAUUGAAUCUGAAUCGGAAUCAGAUAGUAUGGACGACUUUAUUGUGUCCGAUGAUGACGAUGACUCAAAUCAGGGGAAGAAGAAAAAGAAGAGGAAGAGGGCAGCAAACACUGUCUUGUUAGUUGGGCCAAGUGGAUCGGGAAAAACGGCAUCUGUUUAUGCAAUUGCAGAGGAAUUGGGUUUCAAAGUUCUUGAAGUCAAUGCAUCUUCAAAGCGAAGUGGGAAGAAAAUUCUAUUGGAACUUCGAGAGGCAACUCAGUCGCACCAAGUUCGAAGUGGAGCAGUAGAUCCAGAUUCUAUCCAUUCCUUCUUUGGAAAAGGCAGAAGCCAGAACACUGAUUCGCAGCAGUCUUCACAAACUCUCUCUUUGAUCCUAGUCGAAGAUGUUGACAUUGUAUUUGAAGAUCAAGAUGAAGGUUUUAUGGCUGCACUUAACUCCCUGGCAGAGAAUUCUAAAAGGCCUUUAAUUUUAAUCAGCAAUGAUCCAAACUGUUCACUCGUCUUGACCAGACAGCAUCGCAUUCACUUCCAGUACGAGAGGGUGCCUGUCAGCAAGGGUGUUGACAUUAUUGAGGACAUCUGUCAGAUGGAGGGCGAAGAGACUGAUCGGGACAACAUGAAGCAACUUGUCGUGAGCAACAAAGGUGAUCUGCGCUCAUCUCUCCUUUCUGCUCAAUUCCUUACCCUCUCAGGCGGCUUUCCCAAGAAGUUUACGAGUCAAUUGAAUUUUCCCCUCAAUCUGGAGCAAGUUGCUCUGCGACUUCAAACCAAACCGUUCUCAUUUAUAAUAUCAGAGACUGAGUUAGAUGACAGCAAAGCUGAAGAGAAAACAAAGCUGAACAGCACGUGGGGCAACGACUCGGAUUCUGACAAUAUCAUUUUGAAAUCUUGCGAAACAAAACCCAAAGUAUCAAAAAGGAAGCCCCUAUGUGCCACCAAAGAAAAUUCUGUAGAUGUCGAGGUUGAAAAAGUUGCAGUGACCUUGGAAGAAAUCGAAUCGCUUUCGAAGCGCGCAGACUGUUUUGCAAAUUUAGAUAUCCUACAGGGUCAAUUUGGUGGCCACCUGAGGAAUAAUUUGCUGCCUGGGUUGAGUGACCAAUUGGCUAUUGAGUCACCUCCGGAUUUAGUCGGACCGCAAAUCCGAUAUGAAUUAGCUCAAAGAAUGGUGAAUUACUUCAGACUGGGUAGUUUGGGAACAGAAUAUUGGGAAUCAAAUCAAAGGUGGUUGACGACCCACUCGAGGAUAGACAAAAGCAUGUCAGAAAUGCUACCAAUCAACAACCAACUGGAUCACCAAGGAGUGUCACUUGACUAUCUACCAAUUCUCCGGGAACUAGGCAAGUGUGAACAAACCUCUACCAGGUCUUCUCGGAGGAGCUCCAUAAACUGUUUGCAGAGCAUAGGAAUGCAACCUGACCUGUUUGUCAUAGAGGCGCUUCCUUUUGUACUUUCAUGAGUGUAUCAAUAUCAUAAUUAUCGUGAGCUGUGCCCGAUUUAUUUUAAUAAAUGUGGACAAUUAACUUCUACUAAGUAAAGAUUAAAUGAUAUUAACAUUAAAAGAUCCACAGGCUUAACUUAAAACGAAAAGUACCAUUUUUAUUUUC
This is a messenger RNA of Neocloeon triangulifer, 4422 nucleotides long. RefSeq names its product enhanced level of genomic instability 1-like. Bases 792 to 4274 code for a protein of 1160 amino acids. Gene Ontology annotation, molecular function: DNA binding; ATP binding; DNA clamp unloader activity. Lineage: Eukaryota; Metazoa; Arthropoda; Insecta; Ephemeroptera; Baetidae. The transcript has 16 exons. Gene Ontology annotation, cellular component: nucleus. The record is from RefSeq and is a predicted model, not a curated record.